CAUAAUGUUCGAAUCAAUUCUGCCAUCCUUGAGUCCAAUUGAGAGCUUCGUCUCUCAACAAUCGUCUACCCCGCUCUCACCGCCUUCUACCCCAAAGCUACACCCACUGCCCUCUCCGCCCGACCCUCCAGCUUUCUCUCUGCCACCUAGUUAUGUCCAGUAUCUUGCCUUACUCAUUCUCUCACAGAGCGAACUCUUCGGGGACGCCACAGACUAUCCGAGCAGCACUUUUUCGACCAACCGGAUGUCUGCCCAAGACGAGCCUAUAGACGUGUCACUGUUCUCUCUGGAGACUUCACCAACUCGGAGGAGGAUUUCGGAAAGAACGCCCGAAUUUUUUGGUUGAGACGGUCUGAUCACCGUGCAAUACUAUACUGUAAAGCUUUCUCCCUUGCCUUGAGUGCUCAGACAUACCGUUCUCGACACGCAUUGCCGUGAGCGAGUUCUUUUGUGGAAUAUAUUGGUCUUGUUACAAGACGUGUGUUGUGGUUGAGGCUAGAUCGCCAUUUCUGUUAAGGGCUUAACGCCCACUGAUGCGUCUAACUUCGUCUUCGUUUCAAGGAAGUCAUUGUACGUAGCUUUACUGAGGCGGCCACGCGUCCCUCAGAAGCAAAUUUCUGAC
This is a messenger RNA of Perkinsus marinus ATCC 50983, 622 nucleotides long. RefSeq lists its product as hypothetical. The record is from RefSeq and is a predicted model, not a curated record. The transcript has 5 exons. The coding region runs from base 5 to 346 and encodes 113 amino acids. NCBI's taxonomy places the organism in Eukaryota, Perkinsozoa, Perkinsida, Perkinsidae.